Molecule: messenger RNA, 1503 nt
Organism: Canariomyces notabilis
Lineage: Eukaryota; Fungi; Ascomycota; Sordariomycetes; Sordariales; Chaetomiaceae
Product: Zn-dependent exopeptidase
Exons: 2
Coding region: 1-1503 (500 amino acids)
Biological process (GO): proteolysis
Molecular function (GO): aminopeptidase activity; metalloexopeptidase activity
Source: RefSeq, a predicted model, not a curated record
AUGAGGUUCACCACCACGUCGCUUCUUUCCGUGGCGCUGCCCGCCCUGGCCAGCGCUACCGACAAGCCGUUGGUAGAUUCCGAGAAGCUGCAGUCUCUCAUGAAAUCGCAUGAUCUCCUGGACGGCGCCAACAAACUCCAGCAUUUUGCCGACAAGAAUGGCGGUAACCGUGCCUUUGGGAGCGCUGGCCACAAUGCCACGGUGGAUUGGGUCUACAAGACGCUCAAGUGUCUCGGGUAUUACGACGUGGUCAAGCAGCCCUUCACCGAGAUCUUCUCGACGGGCUCGGGCGACCUGAAGGUCGGCGAACAGUCAAUAGAGAGCCAGAUCCUGACCUACACCCCUGGCACUCCAGGUGAGGUGACGGCGCCCCUCCUCGCCAUCGCCAACCUGGGCUGCGAAAUGGCCGACUUCCCGGCCGAUGUGGUUGGCAAGAUUGCCCUCAUCUCGCGUGGCACUUGCACCUUCUCGCAAAAGGCGCUGAGCGCAAAGGCUGCCGGUGCGGUCGCCGCCAUCAUCUACAACAACGCGGAGGGCUUGCUUUCUGGCACGCUGGGCACCCCCUUCCUGGACUAUGCCCCCGUUGUGGGCAUUAGCCAGGCGGAUGGCCAGGCCAUACUCGCUCAGCUGUCCCAGGGCGCUGUCACGGCCACGCUCAAGAUCGACGCCAUCGUUGAGGAGCGCGUCAACUUCAACGUCAUUGCCGAGACCAAGGGAGGCGACCACGAGAAUGUCCUUGUCGUCGGUGGUCACUCGGACUCCGUUCCUGCCGGGCCGGGUGUUAACGACGAUGGGUCCGGCAUUAUCGGCAUUCUGACCGUGGCCAAGGCUCUCACCAAGUUCAGCGUCAAGAAUGCGGUCCGCUUCGCUUUCUGGGGCGCUGAAGAGUUUGGCCUGCUCGGCUCGUACCACUACAUGAGAUCCAUCAACAGCAGCGAAACCGAGAUGGCCAAGAUCCGAGCCUACCUCAACUUUGACAUGAUCGCCAGCCCCAACCACAUCUACGGCAUCUACGACGGCGACGGAAACGCCUUCAACCUGACCGGCCCCUCGGGUUCAGACGUCAUCGAGAAGGAUUUUGAGGACUUCUUCAAGUCCAAGAACACCCCCUCGGUGCCGACCGCCUUCACUGGCCGCUCUGACUACGCCGCCUUCAUCGAGAACGGCAUCCCCUCGGGCGGGCUGUUCACGGGCGCCGAGGUGCUCAAGACGGAGGAGGAGGCGAAGUUGUUCGGUGGCCAGGCGGGCGUUGCCUACGACGCCAACUACCACAAGGCCGGCGACACGGUUGACAACCUCAACAUGGACGCCUUCUUGCUCAAUACUAAGGCGAUUGCCCACUCGGUCGCCAAGUACGCUGUUAGCUUUGACUCGCUCCCGGCUGUCAAUGUGAACUCCCGGCGAUGGGACGCCGACCGCGCCAAGAUGCUCAAGCGUGAUGCUGAUACCCAUGGCCAUGCCCAUCUCCAUUCUGGUCCUUGCGGUGGUGGGGAUACCAUCUAG